Messenger RNA from Vigna angularis (adzuki bean), 1171 nucleotides. RefSeq lists its product as uncharacterized. The record is from RefSeq and is a predicted model, not a curated record. Gene Ontology annotation, biological process: protein localization to Golgi apparatus; Golgi to endosome transport; Golgi to plasma membrane protein transport. The coding region runs from base 459 to 917 and encodes 152 amino acids. Gene Ontology annotation, cellular component: trans-Golgi network; Golgi membrane. The transcript is spliced from 4 exons. Lineage: Eukaryota; Viridiplantae; Streptophyta; Magnoliopsida; Fabales; Fabaceae.
GAAAGCAAAAACGACACUUGGGUGUUUCAACUUCAUGCUUAGUGAAUUUGCGUGCAAUUCUUCUCCCAAAAUCUUCAUCUCUCGCCAUCCUCGUUGGAGAACAUUCGAAUUUUCUCUCCAACAACAAUUCGUUCUUCCCUUCUCAAUUUUCGGCGUCUGCUACCAAUCUUCGAUUUUCCCGUAAAAAGUUACCACUUCAAGAAUCCAGAUCUGAGUGUGCAAGAACCAUCGUUUGCAUUUGGAUAACAUUGAUUUGGGUUUUGAAGUGCUUUAAGGAAACUGGGGUCCCAAAAAUCUGUAUCUUUUGUCGAAUGACGACUGGUGUGGCUUCAAUUGCGGAGAUUUGGAUGACUGGGUUGCUGCUGUAGUGGAGGAAGUUUGACAAUUGGUUUCGAUUUGUUUGAGGAAGUUGUCUGGGAGGACUAGGUUUUCGUGAAGGAGUUUGUCGGGUCGGCAUCAUGUUCUAUGGUGCGGUGGUAUGGGACCCUUGGCUUAUUGUUGCUCAAAUUGUGUGUCUUCAAUGUUUGUACUAUAUCACCCUGGGGUUGCUCUUGUCGAUACUUGUUGGCACGCGUGUGUCUCGGAUGAGUCUCGUGUAUUUCUUUGACUAUGUUGCGAUUACCACCUCUACCGUUACUGGUUGGUGUGUUAUUGCUUCAUUUUUGCUAAGCUCAGUUGCAGGGUCGAUAUAUAUGUUUUAUUUGAUUGAAAGAUCACGAAAGUGUUUGGAUUUUUCGGCCACACUCUACAUUGUCCAUCUCUUUAUAUGCAUUGUGUAUGGUGGUUGGCCCUCCUCUAUAACGUGGUGGAUUGUGAAUGGUUCUGGAAUUGCAGUGAUGGCCUUGCUUGGUGAACGUCUGUGCAUGAAGCGGGAACUCCAAGAGAUAUCAUUAACACGAUUUCGUUCAAAUGUUUGAUUGGCUGAAUACAUUUUUCAAAAAAGAAGUGCUGCAGGAUGGUAACCACUUUUGCUUCUAUAUAUUGGAUCAUUUACGAGAUGCAGCCCAAGAAGUGAAUAGUUCUAUUCUGCCGUUGAAAGACCUACAUUUCCAUUUAAUUCUUUAGUUGCAAUAGAAAUGAAACAUAUAUAACCAGACGAGUUUAGGUACAUAAUUUUCAGGAAUUACUGGAAGUCUUAAUGUAAUUUAUUUAUAUUCUAUUUUGAUUUUCC